GAACUUAAACCCUAAGUUUAACCAGUCUCCUCUCUCUCUUCAUCGCCUGCCAUGAGGAGGCAACAUCGGAGCUUCCGCCACCAAGGUGGCGGCAGCCACGGAGCACAGUGGCCGUUGGGACAAGCCCCAGCGCCUCUCCAAAACCAAAAUAUAUUCUACCAAAAUCCUAAUCAGUACCUCCAAACUCCCGUUCUAUUGCCUACUUAUCAGUGGCAGGGAAACCCUAAUGUUCCGUUGCAGACCUCCAAUUUUCCAAUUCAAGUUCCCCGCCAAUACCAACAGAACCCAAAUUUGCAGGUGCAAAACCCUAACGUUUCAAUCCGCACCUCCAAAGUUCCAGCACAGGCUUCCAAUUCGGCUCCUAAAAAGGGGCUCCACAGUCAUCCCCUUCAGGAGAACGUAACGGUUGAGUUGGUGGACCGCGCGGUGACGAAGGCCGGCCACGAUCUUCUUGCUGCCGGAGAAAGCGUUUCGUCAUGGAAAGUCUUGCAGUCGGCGCUGUUGAUUCUGCAGGCGGAGUCGUGGGAUUCGCUAGGGGUGCCAAUGAAGCGAGUCGUUUCUCUCAACCGCCUUAUGGAGAUAGAAGGGAAGAUUAAUUCAUUUAUCCAUUGCUUUGUUGGGGCCCGGAGAAUUACCUCACUGUAUGACUUGGAAGUGGAAAUCUGCAAGACAGAGGGUGUUCACAAAUUUGAUGAGCUUGAGUUGGGCCCUUUGCUGAGGCAUCCUCUUGUGGUGCAUUACUUUUCAGUCAGUUCUGACGUGACAGAGGUUUUCAAGAUAACAAGUAAAGAAAUAAUCUAUCUCCUUUCGGAGUUUAUGGAUGUUAGUGAUACAAGAAUUUACAUUGAGCCAUUUUUGGAUUUUAUUGCAAAGAAGAAAUCCGUUGCAAGCAAGGAAAAGCUGGGCUUGCGUAUCCAAAGCUUAAGGAAACAUAUUAAUGUUAUCCGGCAUGCAAAAGAAUUGGAAGAUGACACGAUAAAGAAAAGUCUGGUUUACAUUAUAAAUAAUUAUGAUAAGAGAAAGAAACGGCCACUUCUAUCCUUGGACAAAAAGCAGCUGGAUGACCGUUUUAGUUCUUUAUCAGAGCGUAUCAAAUCAUUUUCCUCAGUUACUGGGGUUUUUGGUGGCAAGCACCUAAGAUUUGCUUCAUCAAGUUCAGAGGAAGAGGAAGAUAGUAGCAACGAUAAUGUAGAUGACAUAGAUGCAGAAACUCACUGUGAUACAUUGACGAAAGAUGUGAACAGCUGUGAGCGGGUGAGCCGCUGUCCUUACCCAUCAGCUACUGAAGAGGUGUCUCGACUUGGGUUGAAAGCAAAUAAGAAUACUAGCUGCUCUCUGGCUAGCAAUAGUGCAAGGUGCAAAGAAAGCAAUACACAGUCAAAAAAGAAGAGAAAAUCUGAACAUUUAAGCAGCAAUAACAUUUCACCUUGCAAACUGCGUAAGAGAGAUGGUGUUGGAUCAGAUCUUUCAAUGGCCAAUGAAGAGAAGAUUCACAGUAAGAAUGCAUCCAAUCUUUCACUUGAUGAGGAGUCUCUGGGAUUGUUCAUCACAAUGUGGAAAGAGGCAUGCCACGUGAACAAUGCAAACAAGGUUUUUGAUAGAAUGUUGCAGGUUUAUAAAGCUACGAAUGUGACGAAAAAAAUGAGAAGGAUGUUCACGCGCUACCCUUUCAUUGGAUUGCUAAAUGUUGCUGUUAAAUCUAUUAAAUGUGGAAUGUGGGACAGCAUGUAUGAUACUUUACAAGCUUUCUCUCAACAUGAUGUGCCAAAUACACAUUCAGAGAAAUGUGUGAAUUAUGAAAGCAUUGAGAUUGAACCAGCUGAUAAUGAUCCACCAACCAUAGCUGAGCAUUUGUCAAAGAAAGAUAGGCGUGUCACCAUUGACAACAUUGUAGAGAAAUUAUCUAGUUAUUUUGAGGUUGAGUUUGACAUGUCGAGCAAUGGGAAAUCGUCCCUUGAAAAGAAACUUAUCUUUAUGAGGAAACUUCUAAAGUGUGAGUUUUGGCUGACUGAACAAUUCUCUGUUAAGGAAUUUGAGUCUUUUGGUUAUGGGGACUUCUUCACAUUCAUAGAGAAAAAUUUCUCUCUACUACCCAAUGCAUUACAGAAGUUCUUGGCUGGUGAUACAGCUGAGAAGCCUUCUUUGGAGGUUUGCAUGCUUCAGCAACAGCUGGCUGAAUUGCUAUCCCAAGCUAACAAUGCUUUAGGGGAAGAUGAAAAUAUAACUGAGCAGAUGAUCUCUACACUGCUUAUGUGGCAGUUUCCAGCUGUCAGUUUCACAUUAGUGGAGCAUGGUUCAUUGAGAGAUUCUAUUCAAAAGUUGAGAGAGAAGAAAAAUAUUUCUACACACGUGUUAUUUUCUGCAACUUUGUUAGGAAAACAUGUUCAAGACUCAAGUAGUGAGAAAGAUCUGUCAAAAACUGUGGGGUUGGAAUCCAAGAUUGCUGAUAAAGCUGGAAAUGUUGCUUUUUUUACUACAAAGGAUGCAAUUGAAGUCUUAAUUGGGGCACCAAUGUUGUCAGAUUUACAUUCUUGGACACAUUGGGAUCUCAUAUUCGCCCCAUCACUUGGUCCUCUUGUUGGAUGGCUGUUGAAUCAGGUUAACAUCAAAGAGCUUCUCUGUUUGGUGACAAAGGAUAGUAAAGUAAUCCGAAUAGAUCAUACAGCUACUACAGAUUCAUUCUUGGAAGCUUGUCUUCAGGGAUCAUCCUUCCGAACUGCAGUGAGCCUGAUAUCUUUAUUGUCACUUUAUGGAGGUGAAGGACAUACUCCGCUGUCUCUUCUAAAAUGUCAUGCAAGACAAGCUUUUGAAAUCAUUAUGAAGAAUUUUCUGGAAAUGGAUGUAAAUGACAAUCAAAGCAUUCUCAUUCAAGGGUCUAGAAAGCAAACAUCUAAUGAAGUUGCCUCCAGGUUUAUCAGUAACUUACAGAACAGAAAAAGCACAGCUUGUGGAGCAUUUACUGUUGUAUCAAGGUUUUUUAUUGAUUCUUUGGGUCAUCUGCCUAUGGAGUUCCGUGCUUUUGCUGCAGAUGUAUUGCUGUCAGGGUUACGAUUGGUUAGCAAAGAUGCUCCUUCAGCCAUAUUAGGUGAAUGCAAGCAAAUCAAGGAACGCCUCAUGCUUCAUGAUGUAGGGCUGUCCCUUGGAGUAGUGGAGUGGAUUGAUGAUUACCACUCAUUUUGUUCCCUUCUGACUACUGACUCAUUUAUAUCUUCUGGCAUCUCUUGUUUAGAAGCUGUCAAUUCUGAGUUCAAUGAGGGAUCAACUUAUACUCAAGAUGCAGCAAGUAAGAUUCCAUCUUCUGAAAAUCAAAUGAUGGUUGUUGAGGUUGAGCAGCAAAAUGAUGAACAUAUCAACAUUUGUUGUCCCCAUAACAAUGAGGAGGUUUCUGGUGAUCAUUUGAUUGAUGAUGUCAAACCAGAUUUAUCUGUUGUUGACAAAGAAAAUGAGGCAGCCUUGGUUAUUGAAUCUAUUAGGUGUGAAGAAUUUGGUUUGGAUCCAAGGUUAUCAGACAUGGAGAGUAGCUUGAUGAAGAAGCAGCAUGCUCGUUUAGGGAGGGCUCUCCAUUGUCUUUCACAAGAGUUGUAUUCUCAGGAUUCACAUUUUCUUCUGGAGCUGGUUCAGAAUGCAGAUGACAAUGUCUACCCGGAUAACGUGGAGCCGACUCUGACAUUUAUUCUUCAGGAUUCAGGCGUUAUUGUCCUAAAUAAUGAACAUGGGUUUUCUGCUGAAAACAUUAGAGCACUUUGUGACGUUGGAAAUUCAACAAAAAGAGGAUGCAGUGCUGGAUAUAUUGGAAAGAAAGGCAUUGGCUUUAAAUCAGUAUUCAGGGUCACAGAUGCUCCAGAGAUUCAUUCCAAUGGGUUCCAUGUCAAGUUUGAUAUAAGUGUUGGGCAGAUUGGUUUUGUUUUACCAACUGUUAUACCUCCUUGUGAUUUCGAUUUAUUUCGGAAGCUGGCCUCUUUUGAUAAUGAUAAGAUGGAUUCUUAUUAUCAGAACACUUGUAUUGUGCUUCCUUUCAGAUCAAGGUUAUCAGAGGGUUCUAUGAUUAGUAUUAAAUCGAUGUUUUCAGAUCUUCAUCCAUCGUUAUUGCUGUUCCUUCACCGCCUCCAAUGUAUACGGUUUAGGAACAUGGUUGACGAUUCUCUAAUUGUCAUGAAGAAAGAAAAUUUGGGGAAUGGAAUUGUGAGGGUUUCUGUUGGAAGACAUAAAAUGACAUGGUUUAUAGUGUCUCACACAUUGCAAGCUGGCAUGAUUUGUCCUGAUGUGCAAAGGACAGAAAUCUCAAUAGCAUUCACACUGCAGGAGUCCAAUACAGGGGAUUAUAUCCCAUGUCUGGACCAGCAACCUGUGUUUGCUUUUCUUCCUCUAAGAAAAUAUGGGCUAAGGUUUAUUGUCCAAGGUGAUUUUGUUCUUCCUUCAUCAAGAGAAGAAGUUGAUGGUGAUAGCCCAUGGAACCAGUGGUUACUAUCAAAGUUUCCGGAUUUGUUUGUUGAUGCGGAGAAGUCUUUUUGUGACCUUCCUUAUUUUAAAGAGAAUCCUGGAAAGGGUGUUACUGCUUUCAUGAGCUUUGUUCCACUUGAAGGGGAAGUACAUGGAUUUUUCUCUACUCUUCCUCGGCUUAUUAUUUCUAAAUUACGAAUGUCAAAGUGCUUGCUGACGGAAGGGGUUAAAAAGGAGUGGGUUCUUCCAUGUAAGGUUAUAAGAAGUUGGAAUGAGCAGGCUCAGUUUCUAUUGCCAGAGAGCUUACUCCGAGAGCACCUUGGCUUUGGGUUCUUAGAUAGAAAUAUUGAUUUAUCUGAUUCGUUAGCUAGAUAUCUGGGUGUUGAGGAUUAUGGACCAAAACUUCUCCUUCAGAUUAUAUCUUCCCUGUGUAACUCAGAGAAUGGUCUCAAAUCGGUAGGCCUGGUUUGGUUAUCUUCUUGGGUUAAUGCUCUCUACACAAUGAUCUUCGAUUCUUCUGGGAAAAUUUCUCUGCACACUGGGACAGCAUCUGAUCAUAUAAAUAACCUUAGAAGAAUUCCUUUUAUUCCUCUAUCAGAUGGCACAUAUAGUUCCGCAGAUGAAGGUACCAUUUGGUUACAUUCUGGUGCCUUCAGUACUGGGUCUGGGGAUGACAGUCCAGAAACUUUCCCAGCGUUAUAUGGAAAACUUAGGAUUGUAACUCCAGCCCUUCUUUCUGCUUCCAAAACCAUUGAUACAUCAUGUUUGGACAUGUCUGUUAUGGAUAAUGUUACUAGAAUGCUCCAAAGGGUUGGUGUCCAACAGUUGUCAACACAUGAAAUUGUGAAGAUCCAUAUCCUGCCAGCUCUCUCACAUGACAGAAUCGAAAUAGGUGACAAAAAAUUGAUGGUUGAGUACCUUUCUUUUGUAAUGUUUCAUCUACAAUCAAGUUGCCCUGACUGUCAUCUUGAAAGGGGGCAUAUAAUCUCUGAGUUAAACAAUAAAGCUUUCAUUUUGACAAAUUAUGGCUACAAACGACCGACUGAGGUAUCAAUUCAUUUCAGUAAAGAAUUUGGAAAUCUUAUUGAUGCAAAUAAGUUAGUUAAUGAGAUGGAUUGGAAAUGGCAUGAGUUAGAUGUUGCUUAUUUGAAACACCCAAUCACUGGAUUACUACCUGGUGGUGUGAUGAAGUGGCGGGAGUUCUUUCAGGAAAUAGGCAUCUCUGAUUUUGUGCAUGUCAUUUCAGUUGAGAAGAGUAUCACCCAGAUAUCUGAUGUUGCACUCAAGAAUAUAUUGUGGGGUGGAGAUAUGAUAUUCCCUGGGGUGGUUGCUAAAGAUUGGGAAUCACCAGAAUUGGUUCAUUUGCUAUCCCAAUUAUGCUCAAUCCGUGAUCAGAAUAGGUGCAAAUACCUGCUGGAGGUACUUGAUACACUAUGGGAUGAUUGUUUUAGUGACAAAGUUGCCGGACAGUGCACUUCUAGUUCUGCUGGGGAUGUUCUUACCUUCAAGUCUUCAGUAAUAAGUAAUCUGUGCAAUACUCCUUGGCUAAUAUCUAGUAUGGAUCAUGAACUUCACUAUUCUAGAGAUCUAUUUUAUGAUUGUGAUGCUGUACGCUCAAUUCUUGGCACUGCAGCUCCAUAUGCUGUUCCAAAGGUGAAAAGUGGGAAGUUGUUGUCUGAUAUUGGGUUCAAGACUCAAGUUAGCCUUGAUGAUGCCCUAACAGUUCUUCAAGUUUGGAGGAGGUCCAACACUCCGUACAUGGCUAGUAUAGCGCAGAUGUCCAAAUUUUACACAUUCAUCUGGAAAGAAAUGGCUUCCACGAAGAAAAAAGUUCUUGAUGAAUUACGUCUGGGACCUUUUAUUUUUGUUCCAUAUUCGUGCAGUUUUUCUGAUGAGGAUAUUGUUCCGGGUGGCUUUUUUCAUCCUUCUGAAGUAUAUUGGCAUGAUGUUACUGGUUCUGUCAAAAAAAUCAAGGAAAUCCAUUCUCACUGCCAUUCUAAUGUGACUGAUCAUCCUGUAUGCAAGACAUUGUGCAAUAUUUAUCCCAGUCUUCAUGUCUUUUUUGUGGGUGAGUGUGGAGUCAGUGAGAUGCCCAAUUUCCAUGGCUACCUUCAAAUCUUGCAGCAUUUGGCAACUGUUGCUUUGCCCUCCCAAGCAGCUAAUACGGUUUUUCAAGUCUUUCUGCAAAUAAGUAAUGAACUGAAAUCUGGGUUAUUGAACUCUGAAGAUGUCAUUUCUUUGAAAGAAUCUCUUCUAAAAUUGGAAUUCAAAGUGCUUCCCACUGUGCUAGAUAAAUGGGUCUCACUACAUCCAUCCUUCGGCCUCAUCUGUUGGUGUGAUGAUGACAAGUUAAAGAAGGAAUUUAAGCAUAUGAACAACAUAGAUUUUAUGUACUUUGGGGAACUAGGUGAUGAGGAACAAGAGAUGCUCCUGGUGAAAGUGUCUCCUCUCAUGCGGACAUUAGGAGUUCCUGCUUUGUCAGAGGUCACAACACGUGAAGCAGUCUAUCAUGGGUUGACAGACAACAGUUUCCAAGCUUCAUUGCUUAACUGGGCUCUUCCUUAUGCCCAGCGUUACAUCUAUAAUUUUCAUCAUGAUAGAUACUCUCAUCUGAAGCAGUCUGGAUUCGAAUUCCUGACUCAUCUCCAAAUUGUAGUUGUUGAAAAGUUGUUCUACAAGAAUACCAUUAAAAGAUCUGGCAUUACAUCCAAUAAGCAAUUUAAAUGUAGCUGUCUUCUUGAGGGUGAUCGCCUCUAUGCCACCCAAGAAGCAGACUCGCACUCAUUGUUCAUGGAGCUUUCUCGUUUAUUUUUUAAUGGAAAUCCUGAUUUGCACUUAGCAAAUUUUCUUCACAUGAUUACCACAAUGGCAGAAUCAGGCUCCAACGAGGAGCAGACUGACUUUUUCAUUUUGAACAGUCAGAAGGUGCCAAAGCUUCCCAAAGCUGAAUUAGUCUGGUGCCUUCCAUCCAUUCCUUCAUCAAAAGAGAAUGAUGAAACGACCCCGGCAAGUUGUGAUUCAACCAUUAUCAAUGAGCAAGGUCCUUCAGAACUUGACUACUCAGGUUGGCCUCCACUGGACUGGAGAAGUGCACCAUGUUUCAGUUUGGCUCGUGCAUGUCAAUCGAAGGCACAGACAGCAAAUCCACCUCCAGCCAGUAGCCCGCAAGUUACAGGGGAUAUUUCUGAAGGAAAGAAUGCACAAACAGAUCGUGCAAUUCCAAUGGAGAUCGGUGCUGAUUGGACGAUAGAAGGUCAUUCUGCUGCAACUACAAUGACAGUAGUGAUACCCGACUCUGAAGCUUCAGGAGAUCAGUGCAAUCUGGUCACUUCUGCUAUAGAUGCUGCACGCAACUCCUCUGGUAUGGUUAGCCCAUCUGAUGACCGGAACUUAGGAUCAUCCGUCACUGAGAGGCAUCAACUUUCUUUUGGCACGCCCAAUCCACAUCAAGCCAUGUUAACUGGGAGACUCGGAGAACAAGUAGCUUUCAAUCACUUUGUCAGGAACGCAGGUGAGACUGUUGUGACAUGGGUCAACAAAAAUUUCGAGUCUGGAUUACCCUACGACAUUGUCAUAGGAGAUGAUGAUCAGAGUAGAGAGUACAUAGAAGUUAAAUCAACCAAGUCUGCAAGAAAGGACUGGUUUGCCAUAACCGCGAGAGAGUGGCAGUUUGCAACUCUGAAACCUGAAUCUUUCAGCAUUGCGCACGUCGUCCUAUUGGGCAACGACAUGGCGAGGAUCAGAGUAUUCAAGAACCCUGUCAAGCUAUGCCAGUCGGGCAAGCUGCAACUGGCUGUCUUGGUCCCGAAGCGUUUUUCAUCCCGAACCUGAAUUCACCUCCAUUUUUCUUGUGAUACCCAAUAAUCAAAGGAUGUCCUUGAAGGAAGUUGCAUAAAUGUGGGGUCUGUGCCAACACAAAUGCCAAUGGUAAGGUGCUUGACUUCCACAUCAAAUCCCAAUUCUUUCCAUGACUCAAACCCUAGAAGGUAUGGGAUCUUGUUGACUCUUAAUUCCGGUUGUAACAACAGUUCUACUGAUUUGGGUACUAGUUUUGUGGGUGUUAUUGUAUUGUAUAGUUUAGUUAUACUGGAAUUUGUGAAGAUUGAAAAUGUGGGCAAUUGGGGCCAGUGGAUUUGCUAUUACAAGUUAUAUAAUCUCUGUGAAACAGUAGGAAUUCUUUCAGAAACAUCUUUUGGAAGAUCAUCGCCAGUUCUUGGGCAGAAUGUGCAAAUGGAAACAGCUCUCCUUUUGUUAUUUGGAUAUCAAA
Molecule: messenger RNA, 8707 nt
Organism: Diospyros lotus (date-plum)
Lineage: Eukaryota; Viridiplantae; Streptophyta; Magnoliopsida; Ericales; Ebenaceae
Product: protein NO VEIN
Exons: 13
Coding region: 52-8271 (2739 amino acids)
Biological process (GO): embryo development ending in seed dormancy; root development; leaf vascular tissue pattern formation
Cellular component (GO): nucleus
Source: RefSeq, a predicted model, not a curated record